Messenger RNA from Prunus persica (peach), 725 nucleotides. RefSeq lists its product as uncharacterized. The coding region runs from base 212 to 526 and encodes 104 amino acids. Lineage: Eukaryota; Viridiplantae; Streptophyta; Magnoliopsida; Rosales; Rosaceae. The transcript has 5 exons. The record is from RefSeq and is a predicted model, not a curated record.
UUUCGUUCUAUCAGAUGCUGGGUUCGCUUCUAACCAGGUUGGUUGGCCUGGUUGCGGGGCAAUGAUGGAAGAGGUCGGUCUGCUGUUGGAGAUUAUCUGGAGGCUUCGAUUUUUAUAGGAGUGGCGUGCGUUGGUCUUCUUCUUCAGAUCGAACUCCAGCUUUCUCUCUGUUUCAGUCUCUUUCUCUCACUGAUCUUUGCUAGGGACUGGAAUGGAUACGCAGGAUACAUCUCCUUCAGUGUUGCUAUUCUUUGACAAGGAAAGAUUUAUAUUUAAUGCUGGAGAGUAUGAAUCACAGUUAGGCAGUCAUCCAAUUGCUUCAGGUGAGCUUGGGUACGAAAUCCAAAUACGAGAAGCAGUCGUUCGCCCAAAUUGUUUAACCAUUCUUCGCUUUAAAGAGUCAAGACCUCCAUCAAAGAGAAGAAAAGUCAUGAAGAAAUUGCAAAACAAAGCCCAACGAAUUAAACAACGUGCUGCUCAAAACUAUUCAAAUUUUGCUAUUUUAAUAGCUCCUUCCCACUAUUAACAUCUCAAUGUAUAUACAAACAUGUAUACUAUUUUAACAUAACAAGUAGCCUGUAAAAUAUGUGAUUUCCUUUUUUUCCACUUAUACUUCCUUAGUUAAGCAUAAUGCUACGAGUUAAAUCUCAUUGUAUAUAUAAACAAUUUUAUUUUGUCUACGUAAUUUCAAAACCCGCAGCAUCGCGCGGGCUUUAUUGCUAGUA